Messenger RNA from Anopheles nili, 1050 nucleotides. RefSeq names its product retinol dehydrogenase 7 (gene sro). The record is from RefSeq and is a predicted model, not a curated record. Bases 1 to 1050 code for a protein of 349 amino acids. Lineage: Eukaryota; Metazoa; Arthropoda; Insecta; Diptera; Culicidae. Gene Ontology annotation, molecular function: oxidoreductase activity. The transcript has 3 exons.
AUGGGUUGGAAUCUGCUUCCUGGAUGGUUGUGGAAUACUAGAUCAACACUGCGAGCAGUUGUGAUCAUUGCGACCAAUUGUGCAUCAAUUAUAGCCCUUAGGAUGUUACGGCGGCGUUGGUGUUACGAAAAUCAUAAUCCUAGCUUCAGCCCUAACGAAGUAGUCAUAAUAACAGGAUGCGAUUCUGGUUUAGGCUAUAAUAUGGCACAGUUAUGCCUAAAGACCGGCAUGACGGUAAUGGGAACGUUUAUCAGCACCGAAUCUGAAGGAUAUAAAAAUUUGGUGAAAGAAGCUAGCGUACCUGGAAGCUUAAUAUCAUUUAUAAUGGAUUUAAGAAAUCAGCAAAACAUUGAACUUAUUCACAAACAAAUACGCGACUGGUUUUCAAUUAACAGAGCAGAUCGUUUGUACGCCAUCGUAAAUAAUGCUGGUGUAAUGUGUUUCGGUGAAGCAGAAUGGCUUACUAGCAACAUUAUAAAAGCUCAGCUUGAUGUGAACAUAGCCGGGACGAUGUUGUUCACCAUACCAUUGCUCGAUUUGGUGAGAGAAUAUCGCUCGCGGUUGGUCGUUGUAACUAGUCACUGUGGCCGCCAAGCAUUACCCGGGUUAAGUAUUUAUUCAGCUACGAAAUCUGCCCUACGAGCGUGGACUGACGCCAUUCGGAUGGAGCUUGCCUGUCAUGGAGUUCCGGUUAUUGAGUUCUUGCCCGGAUCCUUUCUAUUUCAGUCGAAUAUCUGUUCUCGACAGAUGCCCAAUUUUGAGGAAAUGUGGUCAAACUUGAGCACAAAUCAACAGUCGUUUUAUGAUGAUUACUUUCAUCGCUAUACUGGGUAUCUGGCUCCGUUGUGUGGAGAGCGUGCACCCGAAAAAUUUAGAGAAAAUGAUCCAUUAGCUAAGACUAUUAGACACGUACUUUUUGAUAAAAAUCCAAAACCUUGCUAUAGCUACGAGCCAUGGCGUUACACCUUCUACUAUAACGCAUUCAAAUUUUUACCUUUAACUUUGCGAGAUAGACUGGUAAGGCAAUUUUUAGCCAUGCCUAUGUUUUAA